Messenger RNA from Acytostelium subglobosum LB1, 654 nucleotides. RefSeq lists its product as hypothetical. The transcript has 4 exons. Lineage: Eukaryota; Evosea; Eumycetozoa; Acytosteliales; Acytosteliaceae. The record is from RefSeq and is a predicted model, not a curated record. Bases 1 to 654 code for a protein of 217 amino acids.
AUGGAUGACUUGAAGAAUUAUAUAGUCGAGUCAAUCAAGACACUUGAGUGCUUUGAUGACUCUGAAACAAUUGUCGAUUAUAUAUAUGGCGUGGUCACAGACGACUCCAACAGCGAGUCUGAGAAGAGGGAAUAUUUGAAGGAGUUCUUGGUCUCACUCACUACCAAAGAUACAGAUGAGUUCUUGGAUGACCUGAUGAACAAAUAUAAUGGUGCAGAGAAGGAGAAGCAAGAGACAGAACAGAAGUUGAGAGAUGCCAUUAGACUGCAGACUGACUUGAAGAUAAAGAGUGUGACAGAGGAGGAGCUGCAAGAGGAAUAUGUAAACCCAUACUACUCAAUGUCAAGAGAUGAGAAGAAGAACAGAGACUAUUUAUUAUCGAAAUACGCAUAUGAAGAGGAAGAUGUUGACGAGAAUGGUGAUAUUCUGUUGUCGGAUCAUGUUGGAAAGAAGAAAGAGGAGGAGCAGAGGAUCAAACAAUCAUUGUCUGAGAAUAACAAUACAAAGAGAUUGGUCGAAGAGGACAAGGCCAAGCGUGAGAAGGCCAAGUAUGACCAUGCCAAGAAGGUCGAGAGAGACAAGGAGGCAUUGGCCAAGCAGAAGCGUGAUGAAGAGAAGAAGAAGACCACAAAGAAGGAGAAGCGAAGACUCUAG